Messenger RNA from Suillus subalutaceus, 1482 nucleotides. RefSeq names its product thiamine diphosphate-binding protein. The record is from RefSeq and is a predicted model, not a curated record. Bases 7 to 1344 code for a protein of 445 amino acids. NCBI's taxonomy places the organism in Eukaryota, Fungi, Basidiomycota, Agaricomycetes, Boletales, Suillaceae. The transcript is spliced from 10 exons. Gene Ontology annotation, molecular function: oxidoreductase activity, acting on the aldehyde or oxo group of donors, disulfide as acceptor. Gene Ontology annotation, biological process: branched-chain amino acid catabolic process.
CUAGAAAUGCUGCGUUCAUUGUCAGUCAAAUAUUCUCCCUUGCUGACAAGGAUUCGCUCCAGAGGUCGGGCACUCUCAACCCAACCUGCCUCUUCUUCAUUAGGUUGUCUCCCCACGACGGAUUCACCGGUCGUGUCGAAGCUCGCAUUCUUCAAUUCUGUAACUGGCGACGGCGGCAAGAUACCGAGCUAUAGAGUCCUUGAUGGGUCUGGUAUUCCAAUAGAAGGUGCUGAGGUGCCCGAGGUAUGUAUCAGCGAACAGUUCGCGCGACGAUUAUAUGAGAAUAUGCAGUUGCUUCCGACGCUGGAUAAUAUACUUUACAAUGUCCAACGCCAAGGCAAAAUAUCCUUCUAUAUGACUUCUUAUGGAGAAGAGGCUGCUGUGAUCGGUUCUGCUGCUGCACUGGCUGAUGACGACGAAGUAUUAGCACAGUACCGUGAAGUUGGGGUGCUCUUGUGGCGUGGCUUCACUCUUGAUCGUGUCAUGGCCCAGUGUUUCGGAAACCACGAAGAUUCUGGCAAAGGCCGCCAGAUGCCCGUGCAUUUCGGCUCCACACAGCAUCAUUUCCACCAGAUAUCAUCCCCACUCGCAACUCAAAUACCACAAGCUGCUGGGGUCGGCUAUGCACUGAAACGUGACCCAGAGAGACGCUCCAAAAAUGUAGCCUGCGUAUUUUUUGGAGAAGGGGCAGCGUCUGAGGGGGACUUCCACGCUGGAAUGCUCCUUGCUUCCACGCUGCCUUCACCAACAUUGUUCCUAGCACGUAACAAUGGUUUUGCUAUCAGCACCCCAAGCUCGCAACAAUAUUAUGGCGAUUCUCUGAGCGCAAGAGGCCCAGGUUAUGGUGUCGAUACCAUUCGUGUAGAUGGAAACGACGUGCUUGCGGUAAUGAACGCUGUUAAGGAAGGGCGAAGGCGAUGCUUAGAAGGUGGUCGGGGAGUCCUGGUCGAGAUAAUGACUUACAGAGUUGGCCAUCACUCGACGUCAGACGACUCGUUUGCGUAUAGGGGACGCCAGGAAGUCGAGAACAGAAAGAAGAUUGACAACCCCAUCACGCGUUUCCGCCUAUUCAUGGAAUCCCGGGGGUGGUGGAACGGGACAGAAGAGGAAGAGCUCAAGUCUCGUUUGAAACAGGAUGUGCUCGCAGCGUUCAAGCGCGCGGAGACUCUUAAGAAGCCUGACCUGACAGAGUUGUUCAGUGAUGUAUACGCAGAAGAGCCUUGGAAUAUAAGGGAACAGCGGGAGGAGUUGGCGGGACUGCUCCAGAAAUAUGGACAAGUGUGGGAACCAUGGCGGAAUGAGCUUAAGAUCUUCAAGGAUGAAGGGAAGAAGCUGUCGGAUUGAUGAUUCCUUUGAUACCCGUCUCACAACCGUCAUUCGGUUGAUCAAUGCAUUGUUCCAGGAUAAUCAUUCCCUCACGUAUGGAACUAUGUAAACAUUGUAAUUUCAGUCGACAGAAUCAAUUAGAUCUGGCACGAAUUU